This is a messenger RNA of Sardina pilchardus (European sardine), 3784 nucleotides long. RefSeq names its product solute carrier family 22 member 17 (gene slc22a17). Gene Ontology annotation, biological process: transmembrane transport. The record is from RefSeq and is a predicted model, not a curated record. Gene Ontology annotation, cellular component: membrane. The transcript is spliced from 11 exons. Bases 614 to 2350 code for a protein of 578 amino acids. Gene Ontology annotation, molecular function: transmembrane transporter activity. NCBI's taxonomy places the organism in Eukaryota, Metazoa, Chordata, Actinopteri, Clupeiformes, Clupeidae.
GUUUGGUCGAGCAAUAACGUGAGACAUCAGCAACAGCCCAAGUCUGGGACUAACCUCUCUGCUGAAUACGAAAAGAAUGUCAAAAGAACUGCCCGGCGAAGAAUAUAAUGGACAAAGCCGACUGACGGGAUGCGCAUAGAAGCAGGAGUGAGGAGUGAAUGCGGAAUACGACAUCUGGAACAUAGGGUAGCCCUCGUCUCUUCCCCCCUAUAUCCAGCUUAAUCCUCCCUGGAAUAUAUCACUAAUUCAAGCAACUUAAAGGACAACCGACGUCUCCACAAAGGUUUCAGAGAGGAUUUGUAUUUAUGCUUUUCGUGUCUCUGUGGAGGAGUAGUCUACUGUUGAAAAAGAUCCUCUCCCUGUGAUUCUUCUGAGGGUAGACAGAGGAAGAGAGAGAGGGAGAGACACAGACUGAAGUCUAUCUUUCUCUCUCUCUCUCUUUCUUUCUCUCCUUCCUCCUCUUUGCUCUGUAAAGAGCCAUCAAAAGUGAGAGAGCCGGAGCAAGAGAGAUCCUUAGAAGGGAUUACUGGACACUGAAACACGCCAGACCUUUCUCUCUCUUUCUCUCUCUCUCUCUCUCUCACUCUCUCCCUCUGGCCCCACUUCCUUAGCCAUGACGUCAACCUCCUCGCCACUGCACUCCCCCUCCCCAUGCCCGCCACCCCCUCCGUCCCUCCCCUCCUCCCCCACCCCCUCGUCCCCAGCCCCCUCCAGCCUCCCACUGCCCCCCUCCCUGCCCCCCACAGGCGAGGUGAUGGUGCUGGCCCUGGGCCGCAAGAAGCAGCGGCUGCUCAUCUUCCUGUCCAUCCUGCCCAACCUCUUCCUGGCCUUCCUGCUGUCCUCCGACCCGCUGCUCACGCUGGCGUCCCCGCACCACUGCCGCCUCCCGGGGCCCACCCCAUCGCCCCAGGUGCUCAACGCCUCUCUGCCCUGGGAGAAGGGCGACAGGCCGGGCGAGACCGGAGGGCUGUCCCAGUGCAAGCAGUACCAGUUCGUCAAUGGCACCCAGACUGGCGUGGUGGACUGUGAGGCCGGCUGGGACUACAACGUCACCGAGGGCCUGAGGAACAACAUUGUCACCGAGUGGGACCUGGUGUGCGGUCAGUACUGGCUCGUCCCCCUGGAGGAAGUCUGCUUCAUUCUUGGAGCGCUGACCGGCUUCCUGGGCCUCGGAUUCGCUGCGGACCGCCUGGGUCGCGUGAAGGCGCUCCUGGCUUCCUUGACCCUCUCGGUGGUAUUUGGCGUGCUGGUGUGUGUCUCGCCCUCCCCCCCCACCUUCAUCGCCACGCGCUUCUGCCUCGCCAGUGCCAGCGCCGGAGUCUACCUCACACUCUACGUCAUACGUCUGGAACUCUGUGACCCUUCACUGCGACUCCUGGUCACCGUGGUAGCAGGCCUGACGACCGUCGCCGGGGAGCUGCUCCUGCUCGGCGUGGCCCUGGGGUGCCAGUCAUGGCGGGGUCUGCUGGGCACGGGAGCAGCACCUCUGACCUUGUUCCUCUGUUAUGGUAUUCCCAGGGUGUUCCCGGAGUCGCCACGCUGGCUGCUGCUGUCCGAGAGGUCUGGAGACAUGAACUCCUUCAGCGAGAGGAGAGAGAGAGACCGGGACCGGGAUGAUGAGAGCUUCACAGAGCUGGAGUCGGAGCCGCCCUCGUCCACGCGCCCCCACUUGUCCUUCCACGAGCUUCUGCACAGCAGGAACAUCUGGAAAAACAUCUGCGUGCUGGGCUUCACCUCCUUUAUCUCCCAUGGAAUUAGCCACUGCUACAGUUCCUUCCGUGGCGACGUCAGAGGCACCACCCCCAGUUUCUACUGGACCUACCUGCUCUCCGUGUGCGCAGGGGGCGGGGCUUGGCUGUUGCUAUGGGCUACAGUCAACAGGUGUGGCCGGCGUGGAAUUUUGCUCCUGGCCAUGACGCUGACUGGGCUGGCCUCUCUCAUCUUACUGGGGCUGAUGGAGUAUCUGUCCGAGUCGGCCAUCACCGUGUUCUCUGUGAUGGGGCUGUUUUCCUCUCAGGCGGCAGCUCACCUCUGCAUCUUCUUCACGGCUGAGAUCAUGCCCACCGUCAUCAGGGGCGUGGGCGUCGGCGCAGUGCUGGCCCUCGGCUGCGUGGGCCGCCUCAGCUCGCCGCUCAUGGACCUGCGCAAUCACUACGGCUACUUCCUGCACCACGUGGUCUACUCGUCUCUGGCGCUGCUGGCCGUGCUGUCCAUCCUGCUGCUGCCCGAGAGCAAGAGGAAGCCGCUGCCCCAGACGCUGGCUGACGGCGAGCAGUACCGGCGCCCCCCUCUGGGCAGGAGGAGAAGAGACAACGUGCCCUUACUGGCCACCCCGAACCCAGAGACCUAGAUGACCGCCACUACCCCCCCACCCCACCAUCCCUCCAUUCCUGCUCCACAUGGUGCACUCUCACUCACUCACUCACCCAUCCACUCACCCACCCACGCGGCCUCCUCCACCAAUCACAGAGAGUCGUCCACCCACCUCCGUGCUUCUGUGAGAUGUGGGAUGUGGCCGGGCUCUUGAGACGGGUCAGAGGUCGCCUGAGGGUCAGAGGGUUAGGCAGAGAAGCAGAGCAUGUGUCCACCACACACUGUCCAUAAGCACCCCUAACAUCACAAUGGUCAUUUCUGACGGACCAGGAGGAGGAUUGUGGAAGUUCUUAACUGACGCCGGCUUGGCUCGACCAGGACACUACAGGAGGGUUGUCAGAGCUGUGCGGAGAGUGGCCAACACUCAGUGAUGCACGGUGUGUUUCUCACUCCACGGAUAACGGCGCACAGAGCACUCACUCUGGAAGCCAUCGGUCGUGGGGAACCCAUGCAAUAGCCCCUUUGUCAGGGUUCUCAGAUGUCCUUCUGAUGGGUAACCAUGGCAUGUCCACACAGACGACCACAGCUCCAGACUAUCCUCCACACACGCAAGGGCUGACCAAACAUCACAGCUAUUUUGUAAAUAGUAUUAUCUUAACCUAUUUUCAGACCUCUUUCAAAACUUUAGUUGUUCUCACUUUUGACUGUAGGAGGAGCCCUUUUCUCGCCACCUGAGAAACUGACUUAAUAGUAGAAAUAUCUGAAGCAGAAAUCUUGAGUUAGGACACCAAAUGUCAUCCAAUGCUGAGGUCAAGUCAUGGAAAGUUCAACACAAGUGAGUUGCCAAGAGUUGACAUCAGCAAUUAUGAUAUGGCUCUGGGUGGAAUUGAAUGUGUUUUAAAAUUCAAAGCACGCAAAUGUAACUCACAUGUAUAAUGUGAGAAAUAAUUUAAAUAUUAAAAGAUUUAGGUGACUGUAUAAAUAAGAGUCUGAAUAUGCAGAAGACCUUUACAGGACUUGACCCUAACCCUAACCCUAAAGGGAAAAAUAAGCUAGUUCUUGGGUUUUGGAAAUGUGCACAUCUGCUUCAGUUAUUUUAUUUUAGUCCUUAUGUUAGGACCAUCAGACUUGAAUCAUUCAAACCAUCCAACGGAUGGAUUACUGUAGUUGUGGGCUGGAAGACUUGGCUGGAGUUCUGGACCAUGGAAGAAUCAUGACUAGGAGAAGAAGGGUGUGAGACCAUUCUGAGGCCUCCUUUAUCACAAACCUAAAUAAUAUUAGUUUCUUAACAAUAAACGUAUUGUUAUAAUUCUGAAUGGUUGACAAUAAUAUAUUAUUAUAACAUUAACAAUAAAUGACUUGACCAUAGAAUUAAGAUGUAUGACAGUGAUUGCUCAAUAUCAUGUAAUAACAAUGCUAAGAUUGUGUUGGUAACUCUAGUUAGAUUUAACUGAAAUAAACAUGUUGACAA